AUUUGAAAACAGAAAAAAGCGUCUGUUUAAAAACAAACAUUUAAAAUUUCAAAUACCUACUUAAAAGUUGUAUAGUUCAUGGUCUAGCUAGAAUGAAUCGAGCCAAGAAGUGCUGUGCCUAUCGUGAUUGCAAGACCGAUUCUGUGAACAAUACAGAAAGGACACUUUUCCAGUUUCCAAAGGACGAAGAACGAGCUUCUCAGUGGCGUCUUGCUGGAGCUGUCGAUCCCAUCGAAGCAGGGCCACAUUUUAUGUGUGAUCUGCACUUUUCUCGUAAAUAUAUGUGCUUCAGUGCCCGUCGGAAAAUGUUGCUUAGCAUGGCCGUUCCUAAACCGUACGGGUCGGCCGAUAACGAGGAAGAGUCGGAGCAAGUACAAAGUUCAUCACUGGAGCAAGAACAAAUUUCAACACUCGAGCUUACCGUUGAAGAACACCUGGAUGAAACUAUGCUUAAUGAAAGCGAUUCGGUUACCGAAAUAUUGUACAUCGAUCAAAUGGACACGGAGGCAGAAAGCAAAACCGCAGAGGAACAGACUCGACAAAAAACCAGCCCGCAAAAACGUUCAAUGUUCGAUUCGAUUGAAAAGCUUCCAGCAGCUAAGGUCAUCAAGAUGAAUAAAAUUCCCUAUGCCGCACGAUCAACUGUUGUGUCAUCCUCCACAUCCACCAAAGCACUAGCAACAUAUUCUCCCAAACCAAUCGCAAUACCACCACCAGUGGGUUCAGUGCUCCGCAAAGUUAAAUUGAAGAAGAGGUUCGUUGAGGCUACUAAGAAAUCUGUUCUCAAUGACACUAUUGGCAAGAAAGAGCCACAACCGUCAUCUAAGAUUCAUAUAGAAAUAAUUGAACCACCGGUCAGUAUAUCGCCAGAGAAGCUCGGCAUUUCUAAACAGUCGCCCGUUAAGCAGAUCGCCUCACCAGUAGCCACUAGUAGCAUUACUCACAAUUCAACUGAGAGCAAAAUGACUUCGUCCAAGAGUCCCAAGAAAGAGGCUGAGACAACGGCGGCAAAGAAUGAUUCAACCUACGAGUUUAUCUUCAAGGGGGAGGAAUAUAUACAGCUGCCAAAGGCUCAGUAUUACAGCGAGAAGAAAGAACUCGAGCAACGCUUAAAUCGAUCACAGGACGAAAAUACUCGACUACAAAAGAAAUUGGAGUACUAUCGCAAUAUGGUGAAGGAUCUGAAGGAGUUUUUAAAUGCGUUGUCGGAGGAGGAAAUCGAGUGAAGGCAUAGUUGAAAAAGAAAGAACGUUGUAACUAAGCAAAGUGUUACGGAGCAGUAGUGUAUCAUUUAUUGUAUAACUAAUAAUUGUUACAAUGCGAUGUCAGAACGAUUAAAAUUCGAGCUAAGUAAACAUAACGGGGUAUUAUACUGUUGUCACACUCGCUUAUUUCCAUUCCAUAGAACUCGUCAUAAUCAAAAUACACUGGAAGCGUUGCGACACUUCAAUGCGAAUAAAACGAAGAGUAACUUUAUCAUAUUCAAUUGAGUGUUUAAUGCCUUUCACAAUU
Topomyia yanbarensis is the source of this 1512-nucleotide messenger RNA. RefSeq lists its product as uncharacterized. NCBI's taxonomy places the organism in Eukaryota, Metazoa, Arthropoda, Insecta, Diptera, Culicidae. Bases 93 to 1226 code for a protein of 377 amino acids. The transcript is spliced from 2 exons. The record is from RefSeq and is a predicted model, not a curated record.